GGGCCAUUCGAUAAGGAAAACCCUCAUUGAAGAAAGCCACAAUACCACCUACCGUCCCAACGAUCAUAUCACAUCCUUGACAUCUUGGUCGCUCAACUCGGAAGGCCAACUCCACCACGCUCCUCACUUCCGCCCACAAUCCGAAACAACACAGCCGAAAAUGGCCAACGAGCAACCCCAGACCCCAGACCAACAACAAGCUGCAGCAGCAGCAGCCGCACUGCAAACGCAACGCGAAGCCGACUACCAACGCUUCAAGACCUACACCGCCUGGACCCUACUGAUAGCCUCGCCGAUCCUCAUCGCGCUCCCACCCCGCAAACUCGACAACCUGACCGUGCUCCAGCUCAGCGCCUUCUCUAUCUCCGCCAACCACCUCACCCGCGAGCGCACCGGCCGCAGUAUCGUCGACCGCAUCGAGGACAAGAUCGCCUCCGGCCGGACCCGUUCCGACGGCACCCUGGCCUCUCUGGGGAGCGGGCUGCCCAGCGAGCGGGCGCUGGAGAUCCAGGCGCGGUUGCGGGCGGACCGGGAGAAGCAGAUUGAGGAGGCUAAGGGGGAGGAGCUGGCUAAGUUGAAGGCGCGCGAGGAGUUUGAAAAGCCUGUUUUGCAGCGGGUGUGGAUGGGCAGCGAGACCGAGGGGUGGAAGGAGCGGCGCAUCCGCGAGGAGCAGCAGGCGCUCGCGGAGGGGAAGGGAUACGGGGAUCUGAUCCGCGAGCAUAUCUGGGAUGUUUGGACUUGGGGGAAGGGGAAGGAUGAGGGGGAGAAAUGA
Molecule: messenger RNA, 772 nt
Organism: Aspergillus homomorphus CBS 101889
Lineage: Eukaryota; Fungi; Ascomycota; Eurotiomycetes; Eurotiales; Aspergillaceae
Exons: 1
Coding region: 161-772 (203 amino acids)
Source: RefSeq, a predicted model, not a curated record